UUACGUUUAGGCACAUAGCCCAAAAGAUCAACUGGGCCACAUCAGCUCCUUUGCUUGUUCCCUCCCAUUUCCCGCUACUGCGACCAGUCCAUCUUCAACUCUCUGCUCGUAAAUCAAUGCCGUUUUCUCAGCUAAAAUUUUGGUAAAAGAUAGUUAUUCCCUGAAAUCCUCGAUUGCUAACGUGACAUCCGUCAUCCAUCAUCAAUCAUCAUCAAUUUAUCUGAUUGGCUGGGAUAGAACACUGCUUAUAAACUAACGACCAGAAGACUAUAUUUGAAGUACAUGUUGGUUUCUAGGAGCAUCAGCAUGUGGUCUUUGCCCGCUAUAGGGUGUUGGUACCCUUGUGCAUUUGCUCGGUUUAGAGUUUUUUGUGCUUCUAGUCAGCUACCUUUGCCUCCCAAAGACGAAACCCUGAGAACAAUUCACAAUUCUGGAGUCAUUGCUUGCCUUCGCGCUAGCAGUGCAGAGCUGGCAAUGAGUGCUGCUUGUGCUGCGCUAAAUGGUGGAAUAUCAGUUCUGGAGAUUGUCAUGUCGACGCCGGGUGUGCUUGAGGUUCUACAACAGUUGCUGCAAGACUAUCCUACAAAAACAUUGGGAGUUGGGACAGUUCUUAAUAUUAAGGAUGCAAAGAAUGCUGUAAAAGCUGGAGCCAAGUUUCUAAUGAGUCCUACUAUGGUAAAGGGUAUCAUCAUGGGUGAUAUUGAAGGCGAAUUCUUAUAUAUACCUGGUGUGAUGACCCCGACAGAAGUGCUGACUGCAUAUGAAUCUGGCUCUGAGAUUGUUAAAGUGUAUCCAGUUUCUGCAUUGGGUGGUAUUAAAUAUAUAUCAGCCCUCAAGAAGCCAUUUCCGCAUAUCUCAAUGGUUGCUUCUCAGGGCAUAACUAUUGAGUCUACUGGGGAUUAUAUUAGACAAGGAGCAUCUUCGGUAGUUUUAUCAGAUGCAAUAUUUAAUAAAGAGUUUAUGGAUAAAAAAAACUUCGAUGGAAUAUUUCAACUUUCUAAGUUGGCUGCAUCCCAGGCGAUGGAAGCUUUAGAAUGCCCACUCAUUCCGAGAGAACAACCGUUUUAAAUUUUUAAGCUUUGAAUGGGAGUUCAGAACCUUAGACCUUGCCCUUUACCAAAUCAGAACCCCUGGGAUGCCUUUCACUUCAAAUUUGGUGCAUAAUUAGCAAAUAGUCUUCAAAGACUUCGACUGUUUUAUGCACUAUUACAGGAAGCAGCGGUCUUCGUUUACAGAAUCAUGUCACUAGUGGCCCAAUUACCCUUUGGCUUCAAGCAGGUUCAGAUGUAUUACUGAAGCUUUCACUCUUGCAAGGGUGAACAAUCAAGGGCUCAACUGGAUGGAGUGCCGAUGAGUUGACGAUACAAAUGUGUAAGAUGUAACUCAAGCUAGGAGCAUCAAAGUGGGUGGAGGUUAGUUUGCCCUAUUCAUAGGAUUCUUAAAAGAUGGUUAAAGUAAAAAAUGACUCAUUGUAUAAGAGUAAAACUGAUCGAUCUUAAAGUAGUUGAAAUCACUUUUUUUUUAUCGUACAUACAUGUUUUUUUUUUUACAAAAGUGAUUUUAAUCGGUUAAAAUUGCUCUUUAAACUUCUAAAAUAAAUUCCCUUCUCCCAAGUUUUGAGAUUAAAUAAUUUGGACACGUCAUUGUUAAUUUGUUUAAUCUAUGAGUUCACAUCACUAUCGAGAAAAAUUAUCAAUUUUGUAUUUAUUAAUUAUAUAGCUAUUAACUUGUAAUUGACGUAGUUCUUGAAAUUGUCUUUUGUUAUUUUUGUGAUAUUACGUCUAAAAGAUCGGCCAAAUUUUUAAAUGAGGAAAUUAGUAAAGCAAUUGCGAAGUAAUUUUUAUUUUGGGGAAAAAGUGAAGAAAUUGAUUUACGUUAUUUGUGCUAUGAAGCAAUCGUCAUUUUGGCACCUCACCUUUUGACUAUUCUUAAUUUUCUUUUACUCAAUUAAGAUUUUUUUAGGUUUCUUUAAUUUUAAGUUAAAUUAUAAGUUUAGUUCUAUGUUUUUAUCUUUUAAGUUAAAACUCUUAAUUUUGUAUCUCUAGGUUAUUGAUAUAAUGAACUAAGAGGCUUUUAGACAAUGAAUUGAAUUUUUAUCCACAUAGAUCUCUAGGUUAUUGAUAUAAUGAACUAAGAGGCUUUUAGACAAUGAAUUGAAUUUUUAUCCACAUAGAUUUCAAGGUCGUGUUUGGUCUGUGUUCUUGAAGCAAAAUUUUGAAGACAGAAAGUAUAUUUAAAGAUAUGUUUAUUUAUAAUCGUUAUAAAUAUAACAAUUGAUCUUGAAGACCGAUCUAUUAUGGAUAAACUUUGUUAGGUUUGUAAAUUUUUUUUAAAAAAAUUGUUACCAUCUUGUUUGUUUUUUUAAAGUAAGCUUAUAAUACUAUUUCUCUCUAAUUUUUUUUGUUAUUUACAUUCUAAAAUCUAAGCUAAAAUAUUUGAAAACUAAUAAAAUUAGCUUUUGUUUAUGAAAUUUGACUAAUAACUCUUCCAUUCACGUAAGAAUUGAGGAUGAAAUAGGCAAAAAAAACAAAAAAACAAAAAAUCAUUUAGGUAUCAUCUUAUAAUCAGUUUUAUAACAAAAUUUAUUUACACAUUUCAACUUAAAAAAACAAAAUUGAAAAGUAAUUUUGCAUUUUAAAUUUCAAACAUAUGCAACGAAAAAUAAAUUAAAUAUGAAGUAGGUGAUGUGACAUGCCAACCCAUUGCUUCAAAGACUUAAAAAGUUCAACAUAUAUAAUUUUAUUUUCCCUAAUUUUCUAAACCAUCAAAAUUUUAUAUGAGAGAAAAAGGGAUUAAAAGUGAUUGAAAAUAUUUAAUUAGAACUUCUAAAUGAAUAUUGAAAUAAAGUAUUAGUUUGAGUCUUCAUUGGAACAUCCAAAGGCGCAUUAGAAGGGCAGAUUGGUCGGCUCAGAUUCUUACACUCCCCUUCCAACUCGGAACCUUCCAGACUUCUCUUUCCCCUUCAUUUUUUUAAUUCUAAUCGUUCUUAUCGUAUUUUAAACAACCCGUAAACAUUUGUUAAGAUAUUGGACGUUUCGAUAUUGAGUAAAAUGGAUAUUGCUUAACUUGCA
Molecule: messenger RNA, 3071 nt
Organism: Cucumis sativus (cucumber)
Lineage: Eukaryota; Viridiplantae; Streptophyta; Magnoliopsida; Cucurbitales; Cucurbitaceae
Product: KHG/KDPG aldolase
Exons: 12
Coding region: 283-1068 (261 amino acids)
Molecular function (GO): lyase activity
Source: RefSeq, a predicted model, not a curated record